CACCUCCUGCUGCUCAGCUUCAACCACUGCCAGUAAAGCUCCCAAAAGAAAGAGCCCUAUCAGGGAGAAAAAGAAGACAGUGUGAUCAAGAAUCCUAUCUGAAUCCAAAUAUGAGUCACUCCUCAGUCCGCACUUCCUACAACCGCACCUUUGCUGGACCUUCCUCCGUAACCUACUCCCCCUUCUCGUCCCGUAUGCCAACUCUGGGCAACCGCUAUUUCAGCUCUGCGCCGCCCUCCUCAUCUACGCGCUCAGUGGGCUACCGGCUACGCUCCGCCACGCCCGCCCCCCGCUUGUCCUACGACAAGGUGGACUUCUCUUUAGCCGAAGCGAUCAACCAGGAGUUCCUUGCCACCCGCAGCAAUGAGAAGCAAGAGCUGCAGGAGCUCAAUGACCGCUUCGCCAGCUUCAUCGAGAAGGUGCGCUAUCUGGAGCAGCAGAACGCUGGCCUCCACAUGGAGCUCAAUCAGUACAAGGGCAAGCAACAGCACGGGCAGCCCAACCGAGCCAGCGAACUCUGCCAGCAGGAGCUGAGGGAGCUACGCAGGCAGAUGGAGCAGAUUGGGAAAGAGCGCGAUCAGAUCCAGGUGGAGAGGGACAACCUGGCUGAGGAUCUUGCCUUGAUCAAGCAGAGGUUAGAUGAAGAGGCUCAGAAAAGGCAGGAUGCUGAGAACCAACUGAUCCUGUUUCGAAAGGAUGUGGAUGAUGCCACUCUUGUCCGCCUGGAGCUGGAGAGAAAGAUUGAAUCUCUGAUGGAUGAGAUUGAAUUCCUCAAGAAGCUGCACGAUGAAGAAAUCCAGGAUGUGCAGGUGAGCAUUGAAACCCAGCAGAUGAAGAUGGAAGUGGAGGCCACGGUUCGGCCCGACUUGACUGCAGCCCUGAGGGACAUUAGGGCCCAGUAUGAAAGCAUUGCAACCAAAAACAUGCAGGAGUCAGAGGAAUGGUAUAAAUCCAAGUUUGCCGACCUGACAGACUCAGCAAAGCGCAAUGCUGAGGCAAUGAGGCAGGCCAAGCAAGAAGCCAAUGAAUUUAGGAGGCAGAUCCAGGGCCUCAACUGUGAGAUUGAUGCCCUUAAGAGCACGAACGAGGCACUGCUGAGGCAGAUGAGGGAAAUGGAGGACCAGUUUGGCUUAGAAGCUGGCAACUACCAGGACAGCAUUGCUCGUCUGGAAGAAGAGAUCCGCCACCUGAAGGAUGAAAUGUCUCGUCACCUGAGGGAAUAUCAGGACUUGCUCAAUGUCAAGAUGGCUCUGGAUAUUGAGAUUGCUACAUAUAGGAAGUUACUGGAAGGAGAGGAGAGCAGAAUAUCUGUUCCCAUCUUGAACGUAACAUCUAUGGGUCUGCGUAAUGGCGAGUAUGACCAGCCUUCUGAUGUUGGACAUGGCAAGAAGGUGGUUAUCAAAACUGUCGAGAUACGUGAUGGAGAGGUGGUAAAGGAGUCUAAGAAGGAGAGAGAAACACCUCGUGAUUCCAAGGACACCCGCGACUCCCGCAAUCAACAUGAAUCUGAUAGGGAUGAGUAAAGCAGGUGAUGAACAACUGUUUGUUCCAGAUUUUAGAAUUUGGUAUUGAUUAUUAGGUAGAAUGAAGGGAAAAAUUAGCAACAGAUAAUAAAAUAAAAACAUUAAUUGCUGCUUAUGUCCAUCUACUACUUGCUACUGAUAUCCAGAAAUUAUCCAGAAAUUAAAUUAUUGGCAAAUGUU
This is a messenger RNA of Electrophorus electricus (electric eel), 1703 nucleotides long. RefSeq names its product peripherin (gene prph). Gene Ontology annotation, biological process: intermediate filament organization. Gene Ontology annotation, cellular component: cytoplasm; axon; type III intermediate filament. The record is from RefSeq and is a predicted model, not a curated record. Lineage: Eukaryota; Metazoa; Chordata; Actinopteri; Gymnotiformes; Gymnotidae. Gene Ontology annotation, molecular function: structural constituent of cytoskeleton.